AUGGCCAGUAGGAGUGCCACACACAGCCUCGCCGCCGCCUGCCAGACGGCCACCACGGACUCACGGGGAACAGACAGCAAGAAGCCGGAAGCACCUGCACUCAAGGUUGGUGAGGGAAGCUCUUCCUCUCAGGUUCUGGUGAAGCCAGGGCACAGAGAGGGGCUGCUACAGCCCAACAAGCAGAAGCAGCUAGCAACUUCUCGCUCUCUGGUCCAUUAUUUGAGGGGCCGUGCGGUGAGCACUUGGAGCAGCGCCAGGCUCCUGGGCUUCGAGGGUAAGCUGCACAGCUCUACGGUGCUGAGGCUGCCCGAGAUACUGACUGAGCGCCAGCUGGCACUGGGCACCCUCAACAAGAUUUUCGCCUCUCAGUGGCUAAACUCCAGGCAGGUGGUGUGUGGCACCAAGUGUAACACGCUCUUUGUGCUGGACGUACAGUCGGGCCAAAUCAAUCGCAUCCCCCUGAUUCGGGACAGGGUGCCCAUUCUGUCCCGGGAUCAGCCAACCACUGGCAUCCAUGCCAUUGAACUAAAUCCCUCUAAGACGCUUUUGGCUACCGGGGGUGAAAAUCCCAACAGCCUGGCGGUCUACCAGCUACCCACCCUGGAUCCCUUGUGCCUGGGUGACCGACAUGCUCACAAAGACUGGAUCUUCUCCAUAGCCUGGUUGAGUGAUACUGUGGCUGUGAGUGGCUCCCGCGAUGGCACCAUGGCCCUGUGGCAGGUGGAUCCUGACAGAAAUGCCAGCAUUGCCCUGCAAAACGAUGGGAAGUUCCCUGUGUAUACCCACAUCUAUCCAAAGCACAUAGAGGCUAUCCCCAAGGCCAACAGCAACAUAGGUAACCACAGAGUGCGGGCCCUGGCCUUCAGUGGCAUGAACCAGGAACUGGGAGCCGCGUCUGUGGAUGGCUACUUCCACCUGUGGAAAGCUGGAAACACCCUAUCCAGGCUGCUGUCCUUCAGGCUGCCUUAUGGCCAGGAAAGUAUGUGCCUAACCUACUGCAAUGACUUUUCCCUGUAUGUAGUGGGCUCUUAUUCUCAUGUAACCUUCUUGGAUCUGCGCAGAGGCCACCAAAACAUUCAGCCCUUGAGUCUCUAUGAGUGUGGAACAGGUGUACGCUCCCUGAGUGUCUACCAGCACAUAGUCACUGUGGGCACAGGCCAUGGCUCCCUACUCUUCUAUGACAUCCGUGCCCAGAAGUUCCUGGAAGAGAGGGCCUCAGCCAGCCUGGACUCUUUUCUGGGACCCACAGGGAGGAAGCUCAAACUCACCUGUGGCAGAGGCUGGCUCAACCGUGAUGAACUCUGGGUGAAUUACUUUGGUGGUGUGGAGGAGUUCCCCAAUGCCCUCUACACUCACUGCUACAACUGGCCUGAGAUGAAGCUUUUUGUAGCUGGGGGACCUCUCCCUUCAGGCCUCCAUGGGCAUUAUGCAGGCCUCUGGAGUUAA
Ictidomys tridecemlineatus (thirteen-lined ground squirrel) is the source of this 1446-nucleotide messenger RNA. Its product is annotated as DDB1- and CUL4-associated factor 12-like protein 2. NCBI's taxonomy places the organism in Eukaryota, Metazoa, Chordata, Mammalia, Rodentia, Sciuridae. The record is from RefSeq and is a predicted model, not a curated record. Gene Ontology annotation, cellular component: Cul4-RING E3 ubiquitin ligase complex. Gene Ontology annotation, molecular function: protein binding.